GCGCGACACUAAUGGCCUCCCUUCCCCCGAACCGCCCCGUGCCGUGAGGCGGUGUGCCUGGAGUUCCCUCUGUGCCGGGAGUCCCCGGUGCCCCGGGAGUCCCCGCCGGGAGUUUCCAAACUGGCGCCAAACUGCUCCCUAGGUCCCGAUGGCGGCGCCAGGAGYCCCUCGCCGCCCGGGUGGUAUUCAACAUUCGGUAACAUGCCUUCCACCAAACCUCCCAAUGAAAAUGAAACAUCCAAAGAAAGAAAACCAGGACUGAGGAGUGUUCAGACAACUAUGCUCUUCCGAGCUGUGAACCCAGAGCUUUUCAUUAAACCUAACAAACCUGUGAUGGCAUUUGGACUGAUAGCAAUUAGCCUUUGCGUGGCCUACCUUGGUUAUUUGCAUGCAACAACAGAGAAUAAAAAUGACCUCUACGAAGCAAUCGACAGUGAGGGGUCCAGGUAUAUGAGGAGGAAAACUUCCAAGUGGGACUGAGWAUGUAAGAAAGGAAAUCAGUAAAUCAGUCACAGAACUUUUCAAGGCAACUGCUGUUUUUUCUCUUUCCAUUUAAGUAAUGGUUAMAUGUCUCUCUUGCUAUUUAAUCCAAUUCAAUAAUCAAUCCAAUUUAUAAAAUGCUGUGCGUGUAUACAAAUAAACUGCAGUAAAGAUACAUGUGAAAAUAAAAGUGAUUUUAAGUAUUGCUGUCUGCAGUCUCCACARAGAUCAUUGUCAGAAAACAUGAAAUCACCUCAGACCUACAGUCAGGACUGGUAAAUGCUUUCAAAACUAACAUGGUAGUUCAGCUUUCUUUUUGCUUUGAUCAGAUGAAAU
This is a messenger RNA of Malurus melanocephalus (red-backed fairy wren), 816 nucleotides long. It is a transcript of the gene SMIM8, whose product is annotated as small integral membrane protein 8. The record is from RefSeq and is a predicted model, not a curated record. The transcript is spliced from 3 exons. Bases 202 to 480 code for a protein of 92 amino acids. NCBI's taxonomy places the organism in Eukaryota, Metazoa, Chordata, Aves, Passeriformes, Maluridae.